Macrosiphum euphorbiae (potato aphid) is the source of this 1104-nucleotide messenger RNA. NCBI's taxonomy places the organism in Eukaryota, Metazoa, Arthropoda, Insecta, Hemiptera, Aphididae. The record is from the annotation of a GenBank genome assembly.
AUGCAACACAUAGACACCAUCAACAUGUUCUUGCAAAUGACCGGGUGCACCGACGGCAAGUUGAUGCUUUACUUGACGUACUUCGAAUUUUUGAUCACGUUCUAUUACUUGAUCGCCGCGUACUUGUCGAUCGUGCAUUCCGAGCAGAGCGUGACCAUCCAGCUGUUCGCGCUCUUGUGCAUGCUCAUCGAGUGCGUGAUACUGCUGAACAUCGCUUUUCGGCUCUACCAUCGAGAUCACAUCCGCGAGAUGCACCGGUACUCGAGACGGCUGGGGAUACCGGACAGCUACCGGUCGAAGAUAAACAUAAUAACCAAAUACCACCUGAUAGCAUCCAACGUGUUCGUCAUAUUCCCGGUCACGUACGCGAUUCUCUACGAUUCGGUGCGCGUCGGAGACCCGUUCACGUAUCCUUACUUGGACGUUUUGCCGGUGCACGCCGACAACCUCGCGAUUUACGCGUUCAAAUACUUGGCGUACGCGAUAUCCGUGUACAUAGCACACGUCGAACUUUGUUUCAUAAACACGACGUUCAUAUAUUACGUGGGCGUUUUGAAACACAGGAUAGAGACCAUCGUGCAAACGAUCAGAGAAGCUGUUGUCGACAACGACGAACAAAAAUUUAAAUAUGCCAUCAUUCAACAUCAAAAGUUAUUAUCAUAUUUUAGUACAAUGAAGAAAGUAUUUUCAAAACCGAUAUUACUGUCAAUGUCAUUCAAUGCUAUAUAUUUUGGUUUGACUACUUCUUUUGUGAUUCAAGCUAUUCGGGGUUAUAUUAAUCAAGUAAUAUUAUCAAUAUGUAUAGCGAGCAGUGCAGCAGCUGUUAUAAAUAUUACAAUAUAUACUUUUUAUGGAAGUGAGCUUAUGGAUUUACACGAUAAAAUAUUACAUGUCCUUUUUGAUAAUGCUUUUUUUUAUGUAAGCAAAUCGUUUAAAAGCUCUAUUUUAAUAAUGAUGACAAGAGUUACAAUACCUUUAAAAUUUACAGUUGGUUACAUUUUUACCAUCAAUUUAAAUUUACUUCUUAAGAUUGUAAAGAUGUCAUAUACUGUGUUGAACGUGUUACUGUCAUCAGAAACUAUAAAACCUCACAAGUUGUCAUAA